Messenger RNA from Ascochyta rabiei, 1044 nucleotides. RefSeq lists its product as uncharacterized. The transcript is spliced from 4 exons. The record is from RefSeq and is a predicted model, not a curated record. Bases 1 to 1044 code for a protein of 347 amino acids. NCBI's taxonomy places the organism in Eukaryota, Fungi, Ascomycota, Dothideomycetes, Pleosporales, Didymellaceae.
AUGAUAGCCGAAGCUUCGGAUGUGUUGCUGGCAUUUCGUAGCUAUAUCGGCGGAGAGGUCCUUCACACUCUAGCGCGCGCUGGACACUCUGGGUUACACAUCACCUCGCUCGUUCGAGACGCCACCAAAGCAGAGCAAGUGAAGUUGGCGUACCCAGACGUCAAGACUAUAUUAGGAGACUUAGACGACACCGAUUUAAUCAAAGAGCAGUCCAAGGCCGCAGAUAUCGUUCUGAACUUUGCUGCUACUGGGCAUGCGGCAAGCGCGAAUGCCAUUGCCGAAGGCCUGCAAACACGGCAAAAGGAGAUGCAAAAGCCCAGUUUUUGGAUUCAAAUGUCAGGAGCAACAGUCUACCCAGUAGAUGAGAUCGCAUCAGGCCGUUUUGGCUAUGCUACCGACGAUGUUUAUAAUGACCUCAAAGAUCAGGACAAGAUUCUGUCCAUCAUUCAGGAUAACCGCAAGCGAGUGGUAGAUAAUCUCGUUCUAUCACAAGCACCCUCGUCGGUCAAGACAGCUCUGAUUAUUAGGCCCCUCAUUUACGGUGUCGGCAGAGGCCCAGUGAACCAGAGAAGCAUCCAGGCACCAGAGAUUGCGAAAGCAACGUUGAAUCUUGCUCAUGGCUUCAAGCUGAACAAGGGCAAAAACAUUUGGAGUAAUAUCCACGUUCAUGAUCUGGCUAAUUUAGUUUCCAUGUUGGUCAGAGCGGCCAGAGAUGGCAAAGACGGUUUCUGGAACAAGGAUGGCGUUUUCAACGUCAAGAAUGGCGAGCUGGCAUUUGGAGAGUUGAGUGCUUUGGUCACAAAAGAAGCGCACAAGCAAGGCUUCGUCAAAUCUGGCGAUAGUCUUGAGACAAUUAAUGCGGCAAAAGCUGACACCUUGAGCGGCCACGCGUCGAUUCUAUGGGGUACCAACGCUCGUACACGAUCAUCAAUUGCUCAGAGGAAACUCAGAUGGAAGCCAAAUGGGGGUUCGCUUGAAAGUACGAUCGCAGAUAUUGUUCGCACUGAAGGAAAGGCCUCUAAAAGUUCCAAGAGCGAACUAUAA